AUGAGAAUACCAGGUUUGAACGCAUGGAGAAAUGCAAAAGUUGCCGAAUUAACUAAAAAACAUUCUAAUUUACCAGAAAGAUAUAUCAAGAAAACAUUAGAAGAAAUUCAAUAUAAACCUCCUAAACUACCCAAUUAUAGACAAAUAUACAUAAAAAGAAUUAAAAAUAAUUUUACUAUUCAUGAACCAUGGUCAAUGGAAUUUCAGACUGCAAAUAUUGAGAAUGCUAAAUUUAAAAAAGUAUGGAUUGAGCCUAUUAAAGAAUGGAGUGUAUUCAGAGGUGACAGAGUUGAAGUAUUAGUUGGUAAAGAUAAAGGAAAACAGGGAAUAGUUUGUGAAAUAAUACAGGAAAGGAAUUGGGUUUUAGUCGAAGGUCUUAACACAUACCUUAAAUUAGUUGGAAAAACAAAAAAUUUUCCUGGUAUGCUUGUCAAAGCUGAAGCUCCUCUUUUAGUUACAUCAGAAAUUGCAUUAGUCGAUCCGAAUGAUUUAAAACCUACAAAAAUUUUAUGGAGGUACGAUGAAAAAGGAGAGAAAGUUAGAGUAUCGGAAAGAACAGGUAGAAUUAUUCCGAUGCCACUUUUAGAAGAGGAAACCUAUGAUUACAAAACGAAACAAACUUACCAAGAGAAAAAAAAGGACACAACAGCUAAAGAAGUAACCAAAAUAACUUUUGUACCGACUCUACAAACUUUCGAAAUGAGUUUAAUGGAAGAAUAUAACAUAGAAGAAAAUAGAAUUCCAAAAAAAGUUUAUUGGUAUUAA
Pediculus humanus corporis (human body louse) is the source of this 765-nucleotide messenger RNA. RefSeq names its product mitochondrial 50S ribosomal protein L24, putative. The transcript has 5 exons. The coding region runs from base 1 to 765 and encodes 254 amino acids. The record is from RefSeq and is a predicted model, not a curated record. Gene Ontology annotation, biological process: translation. Gene Ontology annotation, molecular function: structural constituent of ribosome; RNA binding. NCBI's taxonomy places the organism in Eukaryota, Metazoa, Arthropoda, Insecta, Psocodea, Pediculidae. Gene Ontology annotation, cellular component: mitochondrion; ribosome.